AUGGCGACGAGGAAUCGUACGUUGCUGUUCAGGAAGUACAGGAACUCUCUGAGGAGCGUUCGAGCUCCAUUGGCGUCAUCUUCGUUGGAGAUGGCUUCGUUGACGGGAACACGAUCCGGUGUUGGUCCGGUUAUCGAGAUGGCGAGCACAUCGUUGUUGAAUCCGAAUCGCUCCUAUGCUCCUGUUAGUACCGAGGAUCCUGGAAACUCGAGUAAAGGUGCAUUAACAGUGGGAUUACCACCAGCUUGGGUUGAUGUAUCUGAGGAGAUAUCUGUGAACAUACAGCGUGCAAGGACCAAAAUGGCUGAGUUGGGUAAGGCUCAUGCCAAGGCGUUAAUGCCCUCGUUUGGGGAUGGUAAAGAAGAUCAACAUAAUAUUGAGUCUUUGACACAAGAGAUAACAUUUCUAUUGAAGAAGUCUGAGAAGCAACUUAAGAUGCUUUCUGCAACUGGGUCUUCUGAAGAUUCAAGUGUUAGGAAAAACGUGCAGGAUGGGGUGGAUUUAGAGAUAAAUCUGGGCAGAAACAGAUAUAGACCUGAAGAAGAUGACUUUGGCGAUAUGUUAAACGAGCGUCAGAUGGCCAAGAUAAGAAAGGGCGAGGAAUUAUCGAUAGAGAGGGAGAAAGAGAUACAGCAGGUUGUAGAAUCAGUAAAUGAUCUUGCCCAAAUCAUGAAGGAUCUUUCUGCACUUGUGAUAGAUCAGGGUACAAUAGUUGAUCGGAUAGACUAUAAUAUCCAAAACGUAGCAAGUACUGUUGAAGAUGGACUCAAACAACUGCAAAAGGCAGAGCGAAGGCAGAGACAUGGAGGGAUGGUGAUGUGCGCGUCCGUGCUUGUCAUCCUCUGUUUCAUCAUGUUGCUACUCUUAAUACUUAAGGAAAUAUUCUUGUGA
This is a messenger RNA of Arabis nemorensis, 891 nucleotides long. Lineage: Eukaryota; Viridiplantae; Streptophyta; Magnoliopsida; Brassicales; Brassicaceae. The record is from the annotation of a GenBank genome assembly.